Juglans microcarpa x Juglans regia is the source of this 1135-nucleotide messenger RNA. Its product is annotated as S-adenosylmethionine decarboxylase proenzyme. Gene Ontology annotation, molecular function: adenosylmethionine decarboxylase activity. The record is from RefSeq and is a predicted model, not a curated record. Gene Ontology annotation, biological process: spermidine biosynthetic process; spermine biosynthetic process. Lineage: Eukaryota; Viridiplantae; Streptophyta; Magnoliopsida; Fagales; Juglandaceae. Gene Ontology annotation, cellular component: cytosol.
ACUUCUUUAUUCUUCAACUGAGUUCUGUCUCAAGCACUCUCUCUGUGAUUGCAAUCUCUCUGCAACUCUUGUCUAUUUACUGCUGGCUUUGCCUUUCAACUGGAAUCAUCUGUCUUUCAAUAUGGCCUUAGCAGUAUCCGCAAUAGGUUUUGAAGGUUAUGAAAAGAGGCUAGAAAUAUCAUUCUUUGGGCCGGGCAUAUUUGUCGAUCCUGAUGGAAAGGGUCUUCGAUCUCUGUCAAAAGUUCAAUUGGAUGAUAUUCUUGGACCAGCUGAGUGUACUAUAGUUGAUUCACUGUCAAAUGAUCAUGUGGACUCAUACGUUCUUUCGGAAUCUUGCCUUAUUUAUCCAUACAAGAUCAUUAUCAAAACCUGUGGGACAACCAAGUUACUACUCUCAAUCCCACCCAUUCUAGAAUUUGCUGAGAUGCUUUCCCUUACUGUAAGAUCUGUGAGGUACACUCGUGGAAGUUUUAUCUUUCCUGGAGCUCAAUCAUAUCCAUAUCGUACCUUCUCAGAAGAAGUUUCUGUACUGGAUACCUAUUUUGGGAAGCUUGGUUUGGGCAGCAAGGCAUGCGACUCUGUUUACACACUAGAAAUGUGCGUGACUGGUUUGGACAGGGAAAUGACAUCUGUAUUCUUCUAUAAAGCCCAAUCAGACGCUGCAGCUGUGAUCACCAUCAAUUCUGGUAUAAGAAAAAUUCUUCCAGAUUCUGAUAUAUGCGAUUCCGAAUUCGACCCCUGUGGUUAUUCCAUGAAUGCUAUUGAAGGAGAUGCAAUUUCUACCAUUCAUGUUAUACCUGAAGAUGGUUUCAGUUAUGCGAGUUUUGAAACAGUUGGGUAUGAUUUGGAACUUGUGAAUCUGAGGCUGUUGACUGAGAGGGCAUUGGCUUGUUUCCAUCCUAGCGAAUUAUAUAUUGCGGUGCAUGCGGAUGUUGUGGGUAAAUCAUUUGAGCAUAAUUGUUCACUGAAUGUCAAGGGAUACUGUCGCAGAGAGAGGAGCCAUGAAGAGCUUGGAAUUGGCGGUUCCAUUGUCUACCAGAGGUUCGUGAAGACUGUAGGCUGUGGUUCUCCUAAGUCAACUCUGAAAUUCUGGCAAGAGGAAGAACAGGAAGAAGAAUAUUAGCAAAUGUUUAAU